AUGGAUAAUAAGAGGACUACUCCCUUACCGUUUAGACUUGUUGGAAUGACUGAAGAGGAAUUGAUGAAUGAUAUGUAUGUUGAUAUUCCAAGUGAUGUGGAAUCUAUUAUAUCAGAAGUUUCUGAAAGCGAUAUUGAAGAGGAACCAAUAGCUAAAAGUAAUGAAAUUAUAAUAGAUGAAGAAUAUGAAUCGGAAUCUGAUCUUACUCUUGCUGAAUUAAUCCGUAGACAACCAGAAUUAACACACCAAGAAACACCUGUUUCUGACAUAUCCGUAAAGUGGGAUAAACAACAAAUUGUGGAAGAUAUUUAUCCGUUUGUUGAAAAUACUGGCCCCACUGAUUUUACAAAUUUGUAUGCUCAACAAGUCCAACAACGUAGUGGUAAAUCUUACAUUCCUACAACAAGAACAGAAAUACUAACAUUUCUUGGAAUAAAUAUUUUAAUGGGGAUAAAAGUUCUCCCUAGUUACAGGGAUUAUUGGAGCAGUGCUUCAGACUUGCAUGAUCCUUUCAUUAGCCAACUCAUGAAUGUGAAUCGUUUCAGUUGGCUGUUGGGUAACCAACAUCUCAACGAUAAUAAUAUGAUGCCAAAAAAGGGCAAAAUAGGUUUUGAUAAAUUAUAUAAGUUGAGACCUUUUUUGGAUGCUCUUGCAACAAAUUUUGAUAAAUAUUUUUUGCUAUCUGAGUACAUUGCUAUCGACGAGUCUAUGAUCAAAUUUAAAGGGCGAAGUAGCCUCAAGCAGUACCUUCCUAAAAAACCCAUAAAAAGAGGAUAUAAAGUUUGUACAGUCAAGCUGAUGGUAGAGUUAAAGGAAAAGAACAUCCAUGCAUGUGCAACUAUAAAUAAAAACAGGAAACAUUUGCCUACUUUUUUGUCAGAUAAGACUAUGAAAAGAGGGGACUACGACUACUACACAAGCAACCAAGGAUGCUACUGUAAAAAGGUACAAUGCGUGGACAAUGGUCACUUCUACAGAGACCCAAGGCGACCAGCUCACAAAAUGUGGACAGCGGACGAAUGCUCCAAGUAUUUUCUGUGUCUAGAGGGAGAGGUUUUCGAGUUCAGGUGUUCUGCGGGUCUUCUUUUCGACGUCAACAGACAGAUAUGUGACUUCAAAUUGAACGUGGACAACUGCGACAUCACAUCAGAAGUUAUAAUUCCAAAACCCCUACUAGAUAAAGCCCAAUGUCCUGAAAAGGAUCAACUGGGGUGCGCUGAUGGCACUUGCCUUCCACAAGACUAUUUCUGUGACGGUUCAUUGGAUUGUCCAGAUGGAAGCGAUGAAGGAUACUGCAAUGCAAACGAUGAUCCUAACGGAGCAACUCCUUGCAACUCUUCUUGUAUCUUGCCCAAUUGUUUCUGCUCUAAAGACGGUACCAAGAUCCCAGGGAAUCUACAUCCUUCCCAAGUACCCCAAAUGAUCGUCCUAACCUUUGACGACGCUGUAAACGAUGAAAACUGGGAACUUUACAGUAAAACUUUGUUUCCACCAGACCGCCAGAAUCCCAACGGUUGUCCCAUACGAAGCACAUUCUUCGUCAGCCACCAAUACAACAAUUACCAGUACACACAGAAGCUUUGGAACGACGGUCACGAGAUUGCAGUACAUUCCAUCACACAUAGGGGUCCUGAAGACUGGUGGUCAUUCAACGCAACCAUUGAGGACUGGUUCGACGAAAUGGUUGGUCAAGCGAAUAUCUUGAACAGGUUCUCUAGAAUCAAAAUGGAGGACGUACGGGGGCUAAGGGUGCCUUUCUUGAGGGUAGGGUGGAAUAGACAGUUCUUGAUGAUGAAAGAGUUCGGUUUCCUCUACGACAGUUCUAUGGUGGCCCCUUUUUCAAAUCCUCCUUUGUGGCCUUAUACCUUAGACCAUAAAAUGCCUCAUAAAUGUACAGGAAAUAAGCAACUGUGUCCCUCGAGAUCUUAUCCAGGAGUGUGGGAGCUACCUAUGAAUCAGUUAGAAGUUGGUGACUUUACUUGCGCAAUGGUAGACUCUUGUCCUCCAAAUCUAUCAGGAGAUGAUGUGUACAAAAUGCUCAUACACAACUUCAAGAGACAUUACUUGAGCAACAGGGCACCUUACGGGUUAUAUUUCCACUCCACCUGGUUCAAAAAGAGUGAAUAUCUCCACGCUUUUCAGAAUUUCACGCGAGACGUUCUACAACAGCAAGACGCCUGGUUUGUUACCAAUUGGCAGGCGCUGCAGUGGAUAAAGAAGCCGAAACCUUUGGACCAACUUCAGAACUUUGGACCCUGGGGUUGUAGGAAGAAGCUAGACAACUCAGAGGUGGCUUGCAGCAUUCCAAAUAUAUGCAAGCUGCACAGCAGGGUUUUUCAACAAGACAGAUACCUCUAUACGUGUACAAAGUGUCCACAGAAGUAUCCCUGGAUAAGAAACGAAUUUGGACUAGAUUGAGGAUAGUUUAGGAUGU
Messenger RNA from Anoplophora glabripennis (Asian longhorned beetle), 2434 nucleotides. RefSeq lists its product as uncharacterized. The record is from RefSeq and is a predicted model, not a curated record. Gene Ontology annotation, molecular function: chitin binding; protein binding. Gene Ontology annotation, biological process: carbohydrate metabolic process. Gene Ontology annotation, cellular component: extracellular region. Lineage: Eukaryota; Metazoa; Arthropoda; Insecta; Coleoptera; Cerambycidae. Bases 1 to 2418 code for a protein of 805 amino acids. The transcript has 9 exons.